AUGGUUCUCAAAAGUCAACUCUUUCAUACUGCAUUGGCAUUGCUUUUGUGCAUGGCAUUUUGGGCUUUUCAAGUCACAUCACGCACUCUCCAAGAUGCCUCCAUAUAUGAGAUGCAUCAACAAUGGAUGGCUCGUCAUGCCAAAGUCUAUAAGAACCCCCAAGAAAGACAAAAGCGUUUCAAGAUAUUCAAGGACAACGUGAAUUACAUUGAAGCUUUCAACAAUGCUGCCAAUAAACCUUACAAGCUAGGCAUUAAUCAAUUUGCUGACCUCACCAAUGAGGAGUUCAUAGCACCCAGAAAUGGAUUCAAGGGGCAUAUGCUGUCCUCAAUCACAAGAACACCCUCUUUUAAAUAUGAAAAUGUGAGUGCAGUACCAUCAUCAAUAGAUUGGAGACAAAAAGGAGCAGUGACACCCAUCAAGAACCAAGGCCAAUGUGGAUGUUGCUGGGCUUUUUCUGCUGUUGCUGCCACCGAAGGAAUCCAUAAGCUGAGUACUGGAAAUUUGAUCUCUUUAUCAGAACAAGAACUCGUUGAUUGUGUGAGUGUAGACCACGGUUGUGAGGGUGGUUUUAUGGAUGAUGCUUUCAAAUUCAUCAUUCAAAAUCAUGGACUCAACACUGAAGCCAAUUACCCCUAUAAGGGUGUUGAUGGAAAAUGCAAUGCAAAUGAAGCGGCCACCCAUGCUGCUACCAUCACAGGGUAUGAGGAUGUUCCUGUCAACAAUGAGAAGGCACUGCAAAAAGCUGUGGCUAAUCAACCAGUUUCUGUCGCCAUUGAUGCCAGUGGUUCUGACUUUCAGUUUUACAAAAGUGGUGUUUUCACAGGUUCAUGUGGAACUGAGUUGGAUCAUGGUGUCACUGCAGUGGGUUAUGGUGUCAGUGAUGAUGGAACUGAGUAUUGGUUGAUUAAGAACUCAUGGGGAACCCAAUGGGGUGAAGAAGGCUACAUUAGGAUGCAAAGGAAUGUGAAUGCUAAGGAAGGACUCUGUGGCAUUGCAAUGCUGGCAUCUUACCCAACUGCUUAA
Abrus precatorius (Indian licorice) is the source of this 1026-nucleotide messenger RNA. Its product is annotated as zingipain-2-like. The record is from RefSeq and is a predicted model, not a curated record. Gene Ontology annotation, molecular function: cysteine-type endopeptidase activity. Gene Ontology annotation, cellular component: lysosome. Lineage: Eukaryota; Viridiplantae; Streptophyta; Magnoliopsida; Fabales; Fabaceae. The coding region runs from base 1 to 1026 and encodes 341 amino acids. The transcript is spliced from 2 exons.